Molecule: messenger RNA, 1869 nt
Organism: Tetranychus urticae (two-spotted spider mite)
Lineage: Eukaryota; Metazoa; Arthropoda; Arachnida; Trombidiformes; Tetranychidae
Product: protein SET
Biological process (GO): nucleosome assembly
Cellular component (GO): nucleus
Source: RefSeq, a predicted model, not a curated record
UAUCAGAUAUCAUCUUAACCGGAUUCACCCAAAGAAUAUUACCCUAACAUCGCAAUUUGCAUUUGAUUUGUUUAAAUUUGGUUUAAAUUGGAUUUAUUCAACGCCGUUUAAGUUUUUUAAAUUCAAAUCUGUUCUCAUCUAGAUGUCAGACAUAUUUUAAACAGUGUUGUUUCAUUGUCUUUUGGUGUUAAGUUUUUCCCAUUAAGAGCGCGGGACUUUUUUUAUUAUCCUCCCUCAAAGUGUUAUAUCAUUUAUUGAUAAUCUGAUUUUUUAUUCUUGCUUAAUCUGCUUAUUGAAAUGGCUACUUCUGUUAAAAACAACGGUGACGAGGUAAGCUCUCAACAACCUGCUAAAAAAUUUAAAAAAGAUUCUGAGGAUGCCGGUAUUGCUGGUAAAAAUGGUGAAGAGCUGAAAGGCGGUCACGUUGAAGAUCAAGUUAAAAGAGAUGGAGCCAACCAUCAGUCUGAAGCUGCAUCUAAUGAUAAAGACAAUAAAUCUUCUGGUGAUAAUGCAAAUUCUGCAGCAAAAUCAGAGGAAGAACUUCAAAAGGUAAUUAAAGAGCUUCAAAAGUGUCAACAAAAAAUCAGUUCUUGUGUUAUUAAGCAAGCCUUCUCAUCGGCACUCGAACAAGAAUUUAAUGAUAUCAGAAGACCUUUCAUUGAGGAAAGAGACGAACUCAUCAAGAAAAUUCCUGAUUUUUGGGUACAAUCUUUCAUUAACCAUCCAACCUUAACUACUAUUCUGGAUGAGGAGGAUGAAAAAUGCUUGCAUCAUCUGAAAAAAAUAGAAGUAGAAGAAUUUGAUGAUGCCAAAUCUGGAUUUAGAAUUAAAUUUCACUUUGAUGAUAAUCCAUACUUCGAGAAUAAAGUUUUGAUUAAAGAAUUCCAUCAAGGUUCAGGUGGUGGUGAACCAGCGCCUACAUCUACUCCCAUCAACUGGAAGAACACUGAAUGGGCAGAAAGGCUUAGAGAGCAAGCCGUAAAUCGAUCAAAAAAUGAUAAAUCUCGUAAACGUAAGAGCUCUGGACCUUCUCAAACAUUCUUUUCUUGGUAUCUUCACUAUGGUGGCCAAGCUGUAGAUGAUAUUGCUAAAAUUUUGAAGGAAGAGAUGUGGCUUGAUCCUGUUCAAUUUUUCCUCAUUCACGACCAAGAAGAUGAGGAAUCUAUAGAGGACGAAGAAGACUACGAAGAAGAUGAAGAAGAUGAAUCUGUUGAUGAUAAAUCCAUCGAUUUGGAUUCCGAAGAUGACGAAGCAGAUGAAGAAGAGGAAGAAGAUGGAGAAGGAGAUGAAGGUGAUGAUGAUGAAGAUGGUAAUGAAGAAAGUGCUGAGGAAGGUGAAGGUGAAGGAGUCGCAGACGACGAUGACGAUGAUGAUGCAGAAUAAUUCAUUUAAUAACAAUUCUUGAAUCUGUCAUAAACUCUCUUACCAUCUCGAUCAAAUCUUCCAGCUUAAUGCUUCUUUUUACUUUUUAUGGAUCAAGAAAAUUAUCAUAAACUGUCCGUGUCAAUUUAGAGCAUCAUAUUUUGGCAUCAUUGUUCCAUUUCAAUCUGAUUAAUUCUUAGAGAAAUCACUUUCUUGCUUUUAAGAUAAAACCAAUUUUGCUACCGGUGUUUCUUGGAUCAGAAAACGAUCAACUUUAACUGUUGAAGUCUUUCUAAAAUUGAUAAGCAUCACUAUGAACUCAUUACACCAGUUGAAACCAAAUUGUUUUCUUCAACUCCCUAUGACUCAAUCAUUAAAAUUUCCCUCUCAUUUUUCACCCCAGCAUACAUGUUAAUCCAUCUCUCAAAAUUGGAUAUACUUUAUAUUUAGUUUGUUACAUUUGAGGUAGCAACUAACUUGCAUUAAAGUACAUUAAUUUUCUUGAAA